CUUGAGAGAAGGAAGAGAUUUUGUCUGGUGAAUUGAGGAUCUUUUGAUCAAAUGAGAUCAUUUUCAUUUUCAUUAUCAUCAUCAUUAUCAUUAUCCUUUAACUUUAUAAGUGAACAGCUCUUUCCCUUUUCAUCUCCAACCUCACUGCCUGUUCAAUCUUACUAUGUAAUAGUGUACUAGGCACACAUCUCAAUGUCAACAAGACAUAUUUCUCUACUCUACAUCCUAAGAUUUCUUCCUCCUCAACUCUAAACAUUACCACCGCGUCCAUCAUUUCUUUCUCUUACGGAAUCGCACCGUCAAUCUCUUUCACGCACGCAUUCACAUACACUCGUUUUCUAAGCAUACUUUGUAAAGCUUUACCUAAAUUAUUGUUUGAAUCUCAAACGUCUCAGCCGUUCUCUUGUAUCUCUGAUAUUGAGUCUACUGUCCGAAUAUAUCUUCGCGGUUAACCGAAGUCUCUUGUGACAGAAAAGCUUUCUGUUCCUGUAGAUUCAAGGAAACUCAUUGCAAUCAGAGAUAUUUCUAUGUUCCAAUAACCAAAUUGUUUUUGAUAUAAAUUGCAACCUCGACAGAAACAGAGUUAGAGAAACGACAUCUUAGACGGCCCUCAUCAAAUAUCGUUCUCGCCAUCCUGUCCUUUCCUUCAAGUUCAUCAACUCGAAACAAGAUGUCAUCGCGAAAACCAUAAGAACACGUUGUUACUCACGUAUCGGUUCUCUCAACUGCAAGUUCCUGCUAGUGUCCCGUCCUCCCUGACACAAUCUUCGAGUAUCAAUAUACUCAUAUUCACUUGAAUAUAAACGUUUCACCUUUACCCCUCAAUUGAGAGACUUCAUGUCUGAACUCGCGCAACGACCCACUUCUCUACCUCAGCAAUCUCUAUUCGCUAACAAACUUGACAUUGCGCGAGAGCGUUUUCGUCACCUUCGUCGCGAACUCUCUAAUCUUUCCAAUCCACUUCGCAAGUUUCAAAGAUAUAACAUCGAAAUUAUCCCGUCCCCAUUCUUAGAUCGUGAAGGUCCAUGGUCAGGAUCCCCACCAUUAGUGGCUCCAACUCCUCUUUACCAAAACAUGCAGACCAAUAGGAUGCCUGCCAUGAGUUUUGAUCCAAUAAUGGAUGGAUCAGCGGACACCAGAAGACCUCGUCCAGCACAACCUCAACCCUGUGUAUCUGCGAUAUUCGUACACGCUGGAGCAGGUUAUCACAGCACUACGAAUGAACACAUUCAUUUGGGAGCUUGUAAUGAUGCUGCUCGCGCAGCAAUGCGAAUCCUCAAAGCCGGUGGUUCAGCCGUUGAUGCAGUCGAAGCUGCGAUCAAGGUUCUUGAAGAUAAGGAAAUCACCAACGCCGGAUACGGCAGUAACUUAUCAAUUGAAGGUAUAGUUGAGUGUGACGCAACAGUGGUAGAUCAUUUGGGUAGAAGUGGUGCCUGUGGUGCAACUGCUCAAAUCAAGAACCCUGUCAGUUUGGCCAGAUUGAUUUUAGAAGCUUCAAGUAGACCAUUAUCUUUACGAAGAGUCCCACCCAACCUUCUUGUCGGGCAAGGAGCGACGGAUUUUGCAUGGGAGCAUGGAAUACCAGUUGUACCACAUGAUAUGAUGUGCUCUAAGAAUGCGCGCGAAAGAUAUAUUCGUUGGCGUGAUGAUUUACGUCGUGCCGAGGGACAAGGUCGUAUGACACCAUCAAGUACUAACAGCAGUCAAGCUGCUGAUGACGAGGCUGCCGCUCGGGAAUACGAAGAACGUGUAAGAGCAAAACAGCGUCGGGACCACACCAACGCGCUUAUGAAUGGUACAUGGAAUGAAGGGCAACCUGAUUCUCCUUCAACAACAUCCCCAGGUCGAGCAUGCCCUCAGGAAUCUGGUCCAUACUCUCCACGUCCUGGUACUCCUCCGAGCCGCGGAUAUUUUCAGAUGAAUGCGCCAGGCCGAGGAGCUUCUCGCUCUCCAGUCGGAACAACUCCCGCGAAACGAGCACGACUAGCAGCACUCAGUGAUGGCAGUCCGGGGCGUGUUCAAUCUCUUCUAUCUCCAAGUGUUACUACCAGUGGUGUUUCCAGCGAGCCAGGUAUAUCUGCAAGCACUGCUCAAUCCACAAUCGAUAGGCCAUCUAGUACAGAUGGUCAUCUCUCUCCAAAAGACCAGGAAAAGGUUAUUGAAAUGCAUUCUGCUUCACUGGAUCUAGCCCAAGAAGGAACAAUCGAGUGCCCACAUGAGUCUACUCCAGAACCUCUUACUCCCAAGAAGGCUGACGUGGACUUAAUUACUGAUACCGUUGGAGCUAUCGCCAUCGAUAUGUAUGGCCGUAUUGCUGCAGCAUCUUCAUCUGGUGGAAUUGGGAUGAAACAUCGUGGCCGCGUUGGACCUGCAGCUCUUGUGGGUAUUGGUACAGCCGUGGUUCCUUGCGAUGAGAGAGAUGAAGAUCAAGUAUCAGUUGCCGCAGUUACCAGUGGCACAGGAGAGCAUAUGGCGACUACCAUGGCUUCGCAAAAAUGUGCAGACAGACUCUACCACAACACCAGACGAGCUCGUGGUGGCCAGGAUAUGGAAGCUAAUGAAGACGAAGCCAUGGAGUCAUUUGUCCAAGCAGAUUUUAUGGGUCAUCCUGGUGUCAGUGGAAGUAACUCAGCAGGCGCAAUCGGUGUUAUGGCGGUCAAAAAGACACAAUAUGGAUAUUUCCUUCACUUCGCUCAUAACACCGACUCAUUUGCCUUGGCAUCUUAUGCUUCAAACGAAAAAGAUGCCAAGUGUGUUAUGUCUCGUCUUGGAGAUCAUGGAAAUGUUGUUAGAGGAGGUCGAAAGGUUAAGAUCGACAAAGAAUGACUUCCAGCGGCACGCCUCGCACGAAUUACCAACCUUCUACUCUAAAGUGUCGAGCUUGGUACAUGCGUGUGGCUACUUGGUUCAUCGAUCCCUUAUCAUUUUUACUGGCGUUGUUUUGGAGAGAAUGCAUUAUUGCUUACGGAGAAAGGGACCUUAUGAUUUUUAUGAUUAUGACCAACAAAAUAGGUAGCGUUGAAGAAUGGAAUCGAAGGAACAGGAUGGGGAGGAACCAUUGCUAAAAUGAACGAAACAUCAUAUUACCGUUAACCUAGAAACACUUUCCGCUUGGAAAUCAGAUGGGUUGUGAUAGGAGGGAAUGGGAAAGAUGGAUAGAGAUGAUAGUAUUGCUUAUGCUUUAUUGCUACGCCGUUAAAAGGCGAUAUUUGAUAACCUAAUAGAACCUAAAGUUACUCUUGA
Botrytis deweyae is the source of this 3243-nucleotide messenger RNA. RefSeq lists its product as uncharacterized. The record is from RefSeq and is a predicted model, not a curated record. The coding region runs from base 838 to 2826 and encodes 662 amino acids. Gene Ontology annotation, molecular function: threonine-type endopeptidase activity. The transcript is spliced from 4 exons. Gene Ontology annotation, biological process: protein maturation. Lineage: Eukaryota; Fungi; Ascomycota; Leotiomycetes; Helotiales; Sclerotiniaceae.